Lepus europaeus (European hare) is the source of this 1513-nucleotide messenger RNA. It is a transcript of the gene KCNJ12, whose product is annotated as potassium inwardly rectifying channel subfamily J member 12. The transcript has 3 exons. Gene Ontology annotation, cellular component: plasma membrane. Gene Ontology annotation, molecular function: inward rectifier potassium channel activity. The coding region runs from base 227 to 1513 and encodes 428 amino acids. Lineage: Eukaryota; Metazoa; Chordata; Mammalia; Lagomorpha; Leporidae. The record is from RefSeq and is a predicted model, not a curated record. Gene Ontology annotation, biological process: regulation of monoatomic ion transmembrane transport; potassium ion import across plasma membrane.
CCAGGGACGGCUGCCUGGAGCUCGGAGGACGCGGAGCGCGCCGCGCCCCGGCCACGAACCGAGGGUCUUUUAAUGAUCGGAUCCUCCCCAGCUGAUGCCUGGGAGAUGGCAGUCACUGCUCAUUCAGCCUUGAAGACAGUUAAGUGCUCGCUCAGCACCAUCACUUAGAAGACAGAAUUUAAGAGGAGCCCUCCUGGGCGCGAGCCUGGGCUCCCUGACGCCCGGGAUGACUGCAGCCAGCCGGGCCAACCCCUACAGCAUCGUGUCCUCAGAGGAGGACGGGCUGCACCUGGUCACCAUGUCCGGCGCCAACGGUUUCGGCAAUGGCAAGGUGCACACGCGGCGCCGCUGCCGCAACCGCUUCGUCAAGAAGAACGGACAAUGCAACAUCGAGUUCGCCAACAUGGACGAGAAGUCGCAGCGCUACCUGGCUGACAUGUUCACCACGUGCGUGGACAUCCGCUGGCGCUACAUGCUGCUCAUCUUCUCUCUGGCCUUCCUCGCCUCCUGGCUGCUGUUCGGGGUCAUCUUCUGGGUCAUCGCCGUGGCGCACGGCGACCUGGAGCCAGCCGAGAGCCGCGGCCGCACGCCCUGCGUGCUGCAGGUGCACGGCUUCAUGGCGGCUUUCCUGUUCUCCAUCGAGACGCAGACCACAAUUGGCUACGGGCUGCGCUGCGUGACGGAGGAGUGCCCAGUGGCCGUCUUCAUGGUGGUGGCCCAGUCCAUCGUGGGCUGUAUCAUCGACUCCUUCAUGAUCGGAGCCAUCAUGGCCAAGAUGGCACGGCCCAAGAAGCGGGCGCAGACGCUGCUGUUUAGCCACAACGCCGUGGUGGCGCUGCGCGACGGCAAGCUCUGCCUGAUGUGGCGUGUGGGCAACCUGCGCAAGAGCCACAUCGUGGAGGCGCACGUGCGGGCCCAGCUCAUCAAGCCCCGGGUCACGGAGGAGGGCGAGUACAUCCCGCUCGACCAGAUCGACAUCGACGUGGGCUUCGACAAGGGCCUGGACCGCAUCUUCCUCGUCUCGCCCAUCACCAUCCUGCACGAGAUCGACGAGGCCAGCCCGCUGUUCGGCAUCAGCCGGCAGGACCUGGAGACGGACGACUUCGAGAUCGUGGUCAUCCUCGAGGGCAUGGUGGAGGCCACGGCCAUGACCACGCAGGCCCGCAGCUCCUACCUGGCCAACGAGAUCCUGUGGGGCCACCGCUUCGAGCCCGUGCUCUUCGAGGAGAAGAACCAGUACAAAAUCGACUACUCGCACUUCCACAAGACCUACGAGGUGCCCUCCACGCCCCGCUGCAGCGCCAAGGACCUGGUGGAGAACAAAUUCCUGCUGCCCAGCGCCAGCUCCUUCUGCUACGAGAACGAGCUGGCCUUCCUGAGCCGCGACGAGGAGGACGAGGGGGAUGCCGACCCCGCCGGCCGCAGCCCCCAGGCCAGGCAUGACUUCGACAGGCUGCAGCCCAGCGGAGGAGCCCUGGAGCAGCGGCCCUACAGGCGGGAGUCGGAGAUCUGA